This is a messenger RNA of Saccostrea cuccullata (small rock oyster), 783 nucleotides long. Its product is annotated as mothers against decapentaplegic homolog 6-like. Bases 51 to 668 code for a protein of 205 amino acids. Gene Ontology annotation, cellular component: heteromeric SMAD protein complex. The record is from RefSeq and is a predicted model, not a curated record. Lineage: Eukaryota; Metazoa; Mollusca; Bivalvia; Ostreida; Ostreidae. Gene Ontology annotation, biological process: cell differentiation; anatomical structure morphogenesis; transforming growth factor beta receptor signaling pathway. The transcript is spliced from 2 exons. Gene Ontology annotation, molecular function: transcription regulator inhibitor activity; I-SMAD binding.
AAUUUUUCUUUUCCUUAAUUUCAGGAAUUGAUUGGCCCAGUGAUAUUUCUAUGGAAACAGUUUCCACGGAAACAGGUCUCACACCUUCAUGCAGAAAACAUUUUGACGGUGACAUAUCAGACUCCUCUGUGGGUGAGGACUGUGGGUCGGGUAUGGCGGACCACUGGUGUUCCGUGGCUUACUGGGAACUACGUCAACGGGUGGGACGGCUGUACAUCGUACACGAACCUUAUCUCAACAUAUUUCAAGAUCUACCUCACGGGAACGGUUUCUCCUUGGGUCUAGUCCAAGGCAAAACGGAUGUGGACUGUGUGAAACGGACGCGGGAAAAAAUAGGGCUCGGCCUCGUUUUGAGUCGGGAAGCAGACGGAGUUUGGUUGUACAAUCGGUCAAAUUUUCCGGUGUUUGUGAACUCUCCCACGUUAGAUAACCCUAGUUCUCGAACGUCUGUUGUGAUUAAAGUGAACCCGGGAUAUUCUAUGAAUAUUUUUAAUUACGAUAUGGCCAGUGUUUUUAGUGCUGUUAAAGAGAGGAGCUGUCUGGAUGGGCCCUAUGACCCGACGUCCAUACGGAUUAGUUUUGCCAAAGGAUGGGGACCUUCGUAUCACAGGCAGUUUAUUACGUCAUGUCCGGCAUGGUUAGAAGUACUACUCAAUAUAAACAGGUGACGUCACGCCAAUCGUCACGUGACGUCAGUUGCCAUAGAAACAUUUUAUGUUCAUUUAUAUAUUUAAAUGAAUUAUCAAAGAGAUCAUGUUAUUUAUAAUGUCAUAACACACCGAA